Molecule: messenger RNA, 2098 nt
Organism: Cylas formicarius (sweet potato weevil)
Lineage: Eukaryota; Metazoa; Arthropoda; Insecta; Coleoptera; Brentidae
Product: protein Spindly-like
Exons: 1
Coding region: 4-1518 (504 amino acids)
Source: RefSeq, a predicted model, not a curated record
AUUAUGAAAACCCAAAAUCCGUUGAAGCCUGUAUUUCAAGUUGUUAACAUGGAAAAGCAAACCGGCAAUUGCGAUAAUAGCCCCAACUUUAGCAGGCUACAGAAGGAGCUUGAGGACGUUAGACAAGAGUUGUACGACACGAAUAGGCAACUAAAAUUGAAAGAGGCGAUGUUAUUGGAAUAUCAACAAGAAACGGAACGGUUGCAAACGGGAGAACAAAGGCAACUGGCGAAAUUUGAAUCAAAAAUCGCCAGUUUGGAAGAAACGAUCGUCACUCUCCGCGACAAUCACGAGCGGGCGGUGUCCACUUUAGAAUCGGAGAUCGCGAGAAACGAAGAAACUAUCACGAAAUUAAAGAAUGAAAUAGAUGUUUUGAAAAAUUUGAACGAAACGGACAGUUCCUUUAGGUUCAACGAAGAAUUAGCGAACUUGGAGACCCAGCACGAAGAGCUCCAACAAAUUUUCGACGGUUUGAAAAAUGAGUACAUAACGUUGAGUGAACAACAUAAAAUCUUGGAAACCAAGUUCGAUGCGUUGGCGGAAGAGAACUCGCAACUCAACGAAACCUUGAAGGUGAAACGUGAGGAGCUGGCGGAAAAUUUGGUGCUUAUUGAGAAACUGAACGAGGAAUUGGCGUGCGCAAAUUUGGAACUGGGCACCUUGAAAAACCAACCCCUCGAUACACAAAGCAAGGGGAAUUCUCUAUUCGCUGAAGUCGACGACAGACGGGUGCACUUGCAACACACCGUAAACAAUAUAAAGUCGGAUUACACACGCCUCAAGUUCGAAAACUCCAAACAGGAAAAACUAAUUAUGGAAUUGAAAAAGCAAAACGUGGACCUGUGUGAAAAGUGGAAGAAAGAUUUGACCCAGGUGGAGGAGGACCAACAAACAAUCUCGGUAACUUUAAACGAUACCAUAAACCUGCUGAAGGAGUCGUUGGAGAAGUUGAAGAAAGAACUUGCUGCAAAACAUAAGGAGUUUGGUGUCUCAGACCUGCCCGCCGAUUUCCGGUUCUACAUGAAUCAAGUUGAAUUGAAGCAGAAAGAGAUCCGUCACUUGGAGCAAAAGCUAAUGGACCGAUCAUUGAACACGGGCUCCUUGUCUAUGUUGUUGGCGCAGGCCAACAAAGAAACAAGGAAAUGGAGGUUAGAAGCGCUAAAGCUGAAGCAAGUAAUCUCCAAGGAGAAGGAAGUAGAGCUUCCAAGUUCAGUACCGAAUUUCGAGAGGACCAAAUACGUGACGGUAAGGAAGAAGGUGGAUUUUCCGAUCGUAGAGCAAAGAGAGUCGUCUAGCAACGUGAUUGACAUUGAAGGUACUAAGUUGCUUGAAGUGCCGUCUGCGGGGGAUAAAGUCGCGGAAAAUAAUAACCAGGCGGGUAAGGAAAACGUGGAUCGAGAUGCGGCGAAAAAGGGAGUGACGUUUUGCGAGUCCACAGUGGAGCCGUCUUCACAACCCGCUCGCAGGAGAGCCCCCACCAGAGUGUUCAUAGCGAAGCCUUUUAGUGAAAAUAAUUAGAGUUAGUUUUAUCGAUUUCUAACCCUGUACAAAAAUGCACUUUAUCUUUCUCUUCUUCUUUGCUUCUUAGUUACCUUGGGCAAGUUAGUUAAGGAUACUCGUCCAUUACCGUAACUAUUUGGUGUUUAAACAAUCAAUAGAUUUCAACCUAAAAUAGCGAAUCAGAUGAAGAUCUCUACAGCUGGGACUUUAUAUCAUUGAAUAGCACGGAGCUAACUUAGAGUCCUGGUUAGUUGAAGCUGAAGUCUACAACGGAUGUGUGCAAUGAGCGUAUGUUCCCAAUAUUUCAAAACGUAAUGGAAGAUUUUCUGUGGUUUAGUUGACGUGCCCACGUUAAGAUAAAGCAAAAAAGAGGAAGUUUCUGUGGUAGUUAUUGUGUAUUCUGCGCAUGCCGGUCUGGAAGAGAAAAUUAUAGAUCAAGAACAACUGCGCGAUAUAACAUUUGUCAUACAGUGGCGUCGACUUUGGGAGUGGUGGUGUUUCGUUGCAUUUAGCAUUGUAAAGUAGGUUUGUGCACGACCUUCAUAGAUCAUCAACGCACAUUUGGUAUCGGGAAAAUUUUGUUAAUAAAUAUAUUGAA